Aspergillus alliaceus is the source of this 746-nucleotide messenger RNA. RefSeq names its product succinate dehydrogenase cytochrome b560 subunit. Gene Ontology annotation, molecular function: succinate dehydrogenase activity; electron transfer activity. NCBI's taxonomy places the organism in Eukaryota, Fungi, Ascomycota, Eurotiomycetes, Eurotiales, Aspergillaceae. Bases 60 to 626 code for a protein of 188 amino acids. The record is from RefSeq and is a predicted model, not a curated record. The transcript is spliced from 3 exons. Gene Ontology annotation, biological process: tricarboxylic acid cycle; mitochondrial electron transport, succinate to ubiquinone. Gene Ontology annotation, cellular component: membrane.
CGGCUACUUGCUGGCAAUAUCAAGCUCUACACCGUCGAACUUGUGUCAUUAUAUUCACCAUGCUUUCUCAGAAGGUUGCUCAGCAAUCGCUGCGGCGACUUGCCGUCCAGCAGCCCUAUGCAAUGCGCUGGUCGUUGAUGAACUCCGCAUCCCCCGCGGCUGUCGCUAUGGGACGGUUUAUGCAGACCCGGCAAACUGCCUCUACCUCGAACACCUCUGAUCCCACCAAAAUCCUUGCGCAGCAGCGUCUGAACCGCCCUGUUUCUCCUCAUCUUUCCAUCUACCGCCCCCAGAUCACUUGGAUCGGUAGUAGUUUGCACCGUAUCUCCGGAGUCGCCCUGUCCGGUUCCCUGUAUCUUUACGCGACCGCAUACCUUGCCUCGCCAUUGCUCGGUUGGCAUUUGGAGUCUGCCUCCGUGGCUGCUGCUUUCGCUGCUCUUCCUAUUGUUGCCAAGGUUCUCCUCAAGACCACCUUGGCGCUCCCCUUCACCUACCACUGCAUGAACGGAGUGCGUCACUUGGUUUGGGAUCUUGGUAGGGGAAUUACCAACCAGCAGGUCAUCAAGUCUGGCUGGACUGUGGUGGGCCUGAGCAUCUUCAGCGCCCUUGCGCUUGCUUUUCUGUGAUUUUCUUGUGCCAUACCUUUUAAGCUGACCUUGUUUCGCUAAAACUGUUUUCUUGUGCAUUAUAUCUUAUACCAGCCUCAAUCCAGGCUGAUUCUUGAAUCUUAUGAUCAUCUUUUUAGA